AUGCAUCAAUUCCCUUCACCAUUCCCUCCUCUCAACACUACCACCACUCACUCCCAGCGACACCCAGCCAGCGACACCUCCAGUCCCCCCAGUUCACGCACAACUUCGCCGCCAUCAUCACCCACCUCCACACUCCGCCGACGUCACCAGCCAACGCAAUUGUCUCCGCACCACCUCUUCAAUCUCUCCUUCCACCCCACCACCACCACCACUCAUCCCAAGGUCUACUCCGACAUAGGGUCUAGACCAGACAAUGAACACCACGUCCAUUUCCACAAUCACACCCAGGGACAUGGUCUUGGCCACAACAUCCACAAUGCCUCGACCCAAUGCGGUGUAAGCAUUCUACCCUGCGCGGUCCUGCGAGGCCGCUCCUCUCUGAUGAUCGUGCGACGACGCCCCUCGGCUGUGGAUAUGGCAUUGAGUGAGGAGCGGUGUCGGUGUGAUGAGAAUGCCAUUGAGAGACAGGGAUUGGAUCUUAUGGAGCCAAGGCCUGUGGAUAUGAAUCUGCAUUCGAACUUGAAUAUGCAUAUGGGUCUGAAUAUGGGCCUGGGCCAGCGCAAUUCGGGUUCUAGAGCGAGUAUCGGCUCUGAUACUCGGUCUGUCGUGGUGCAACAGCCGCGGUUUGUGAUGGGGGGGAUCUUUGAGGUCAUGGAGGGUCAGGCAUAG
Messenger RNA from Penicillium subrubescens, 669 nucleotides. RefSeq lists its product as uncharacterized. The coding region runs from base 1 to 669 and encodes 222 amino acids. The transcript has a single exon. The record is from RefSeq and is a predicted model, not a curated record. NCBI's taxonomy places the organism in Eukaryota, Fungi, Ascomycota, Eurotiomycetes, Eurotiales, Aspergillaceae.